Molecule: messenger RNA, 2100 nt
Organism: Cloeon dipterum
Lineage: Eukaryota; Metazoa; Arthropoda; Insecta; Ephemeroptera; Baetidae
Product: adenylate kinase isoenzyme 5
Exons: 10
Coding region: 37-1713 (558 amino acids)
Biological process (GO): CDP biosynthetic process; UDP biosynthetic process
Cellular component (GO): nucleus; cytoplasm
Molecular function (GO): UMP kinase activity; ATP binding
Source: RefSeq, a predicted model, not a curated record
CCUCGGCGCUCCACCUGGCGGGCAUGACCCGCUGUUAUGGGCAUUUGCCUCGACACAGAGCCGCGUCCAGGCUCUGAGACGUCGUUCGAGGAGCGCCGGAGAGGGAUGGCCGAGGAGGACGAAGAGGAGGACGAGCCGCGCUUCAUCAGCAGACGCACCAUCAGACAGGGACCAAAUACGGCCAUUAAAUUCGAGCCACCAAGCGUGCCAGUCAUUUUUAUCCUGGGCGGGCCUGGGAGCGGAAAAGUGACGCACUGUGAUGCUCUGGCGUCGGAAAAACGUGGUUUCGUCCACAUAAACAUGACUGAUUUGCUCCAACAGUUCGCCGUCGGCAACGAAAUGACCGACUUCAGUCAACUUCCAAGCACGGCUGUGACCGAGGUGCUGAUGCUUGAGAUGAAGAUGGCGGCCAGUGCCAAAGUUUACCUGGUGUCCGGGUUCCCGAGGAGCAUGCGGGACAUGGCCGAGUACACGGAUAAGAUCCAGGUUCUGAACGGCGCCGUUUUACUCAGCUGGCGGCAAAAGGUCCUGGCUCGUCAGGUUGAGUAUGGAGCAAAGCUAGGCCACGUUGUUCUGUCCCUGGCCACGAUGGAGUUGCGAAACUUCUACCGCAGUGUCAUGCCCGUCGCAGAUUACCUUGACCAGAGAGGUCAUCUCCUUGUUGUCGACGGCGAGCGUAACCCUGAGGAGGUGUAUCGCGAUUUCAAAGAAACGGUGAUGCAGCUGCUGACGCCAAAAAACACGCAGUCAGUCCAAGUGACCGAGUCCAGGGUGGCCGCCGUGAUCGAGACCCCCACGCUGGGCCCCUUGGCCCUGACGGGCCCACCCGUCACCUUCCCCGACCACUCGGCCCCGCAGGUGACGCAGAUCAUCGCCGACACGCCACCCACCAUCUUCGUCAUCGGAGGGCCGGGCAGCAACAAAACGGCCCUCUGCCAGCGGGCCUUGCGCAGGACGCCGGGCUGGGGCCUCAUCAGCGUCGGUCGCCAGCUCAGGGUCGUUGCGGGGGACGCUGCAGCCCCCGCCAACCCUGCUCAGCAGCAGCUCAGGGGUAGCAUUGCCAGGGGAGAAAUGGCUGCUCAGAAUACGGUGCUGGGCGUUUUAGGCGAUCAAAUGUCGAUUCAAGCGGGAGCGCGUGGCUUGCUAAUCGCAGGAUUCCCCAGGGAUUUGCAGCAGCUCAAAGCUUUUGAAAACAAGUUCAACCAAAGGCCUGCAGCAGUUUUGCUGGACUGCUCAAAACUACAGCUGGGUCGCGGUCGACUGGACGACUCGGUGACUGCCUUCAGGAGGAGACUUGAACUCUUCAGGGAACUCACGCUGCCGCUGCUCAAGAAACUAGACCAGGAGGGCCGACUCACCAUCGUUGACGGGGAUACGGACAGUGCUGCCGUGCUGGAGGACUUCAGUGCCAUCCUUGCCGGUUUGAUGAGCAAGGCAGAGGCUGGCGAAAAUGUGAACGGAGCGCCAAACGCAGCACUUGGGACAGGAACAGAGUUUUUGCCGGCGACCACGGGUGCAGAAUUUCACCAGGCGCUUCUGCAAGAUCUCAACCCAAGAACGGACUUGACGCGUCCUGUUCAAGCGAACGGCGCCAUUAGAAACGAAACGAUGUCAGCUGCUUUCAGCAACGCGGGGCUUCUGGGCGCUCGCAGGCCUUCCAGGGACUCGAUCAGGAAAAUGUACGCAGAGUUGGAGGAAUUUGGCGCUGCAUGAGAAAUAUUCGUCUUUUCAAGAUGAAACUGUCACGUGGUUUUUGUUUCAUCCUCGUCGCUUUUUCAAUUGUGAUAUCGUCGCGUUUUCUUCGUGAAAAUUUCUGCAGUCAUAUUACAUACAAAUAAAUCAAAUUACCUGAUAUGAUGGCAAAAAAAUAUCUUCAAUUUUGGCUGAUAAUUGAAACGUAUUAUUUGUUCUAAAGUUUGAUGUGUAUAUGACAUAAUUUCGGGUUAACACUGAUUGCCAUAUUUUACCUAUUGAAGACUUCAUGUUUGUAAAAUGUCCAAAUACUGCUGUAUACAUAGGUGUCAAAUUAGAUUAUAAAUCCUUUGUAAGUGCAUUACCAUUUCUUUUCAAUAUCAAAAUAAAUAUUGAUGUUGUUUGAAA